AUCGGUUGGGUAAACUCAUAAUAAAACUUCAACGUUGUCGUCGUCGUCGUCACAACUAGUAUUUUGUAAACAAUUUCAGUUUCUAUUCACAGUAUUUUAUGAUACGCAAACAAGUGUGUUACAGUCGUCGUUCGCUUACGUUGUCGUUGUAGUCGUCACUUUUAACGCUUUUAUUUCAAACAAUUCAUUUAAUUACGACGGUGAUAUAUUUAAAACUUUAACGCUUAAUGUUAUAGUGUUAUAAAGAAAUAUAUAAUCAACAUAUAUAAAAUAAAACAUAAUUAAGCAAUUGCCAUCACAAUUUCUAAAAAAAAAAUCACUUGAGGCCUAAACAUUAUUGUGAAUUGUCGCAAUCAUUAUAAACAAAUUACAAUAAAAUUAAUAAUAAAUAAUUUGCCAUUUAGAAAAAGUACUCUUAAUUAAGAGAAACAAAUAAUUGGAAUUAUUAUUGGAUUAACAGAACAAAGUUUUAAACAGUUUAAGAAAAGAGAGUGUGUAAAUUUUUUACAAAAAUAAAGUGAGUGCAAUAAUCAACAAUCAACAAUAUUGAUCUGUCAUUAAGUCAAUUGUCAACAAUAUAACGGCAGUAAUAAAAGAACAAAAAUAAUAAGACAACAACGCGUGCAAAAACAAAAAAAAGUAAACGCAAAAAGUUUUGAAAUAAAUUAAUGUUAAAAAACAAGAAAAUGUUAAACAUAAACUAUAAAAAAUAAUUUAAAGAAAUUAAAAAAAAAAAAAAUAUUUUUAAUUAUCUAUGAAUUAAAACCUAAAACCAGUGUUAUUAUAAAUAAAUACAAAACAAAAACAAAACGAUUUUCUAAAAAUCGUUUCUAACCUCAAAUUAUUAAUAAAGAAAUUAUCAAUUAUUUACCCUUAAAUUACAAAAAAAAAACCCUUUAAAAAUGGUCUCCUAUUACAAUACCCUGUCCUAUCCUCAAAAACACAGUGCUGCCAAUUUGGCCUAUUCAGCUGGUCAGCCUUGGCAAUGGACUGCCAACUAUCAUACACCACCCAAUCAUCAAUAUCUGGGUGAUAUGGAUUCUCCUCAUGCUGCCCAUCAUCAAAUGUAUUACAAUCCUCAUGCCAUGUUCCAUUCAGCCUCCAAUGCUGCCGCCGCUGCCUCCGAAUGGCAUUCUCCCUCCUCAGCCGAGAAUUUCGCUCAAAAUGCUCAAAUGCUGCAACAACAACAUCAAUUACUUAAUGGUUCGGCUGUGGCUAAUGGUUCUACACCUUCCUCUUCGUCAGGCAGUUCCACUACAACAUCGGCUGGCCCCGCUUCGGGUAGUACACAAUUGAAUGAAACUGUCAGCAGUAUUGGUGAUCAACAACAACAACAACAGCAUCAACAGCAGUCAUCACAACAACCACCUCACAUUACCGAAGGUUUACCUUCGCCACCGAUAACAGUUAGUGGUAGUGAAAUAUCUAGCCCAGGUGCACCAGCAUCUUCUUCAUCACCCCAUCAUAUUGCUCAUCAUUUGAGUAACAAUAAUAAUAGUCCUUCAACUGCUAAUAACAAUAAUAACAACAAUAAUACCACAAUUAAUAAUAAUCAUCGUUCGUCGCCGAUUAAGUCGCAUCAGUACUAUGAAUGGAUGAAAAAGCCAUCGUAUCCGGCUCAACCAGCUCCCGGCAAAACUCGCACCAAGGAUAAAUAUCGUGUUGUCUACACCGACUUCCAACGUUUAGAACUCGAGAAAGAAUACUGCACCUCGCGCUACAUUACCAUACGCCGUAAAACCGAACUAGCCCAAUCGUUGUCGCUGUCCGAACGUCAAGUGAAAAUCUGGUUCCAAAAUCGACGAGCCAAAGAGCGUAAACAAAAUAAGAAAGUUAACGAACCCACCUUAGGUGGUGUACAACAUCCGGACUAUGCUAAUCUUAUGGAUACAAAACCCAAAUUGGAACCGGGUCUACACUUACAACACUCCCUACACUCCAUCAAUUCCAUGGCCAUGUCAAUGCCCGCCAUGAGACUACAUCCUCACCUACACGGUCAUCCAUUGGCCGUAAGUGCUCACUCACAUCAUUUGCAACAGUCGCCACAUGCUCAAAUAUCUGCAGCUGCUGUCGCCAGUGUGGGUUCAUUAGCGAUGUGACCACCUUAUGGCCGUAUUAAUGGUAGAGAAAAUAGUUUAGUGGCAGCAUCAACAGCAACUAUGAAUAGCAGUGGUUGUGUUGUAGGUUCGGAUAGUGUUUUACAUGAUAUGGUAGUUAAUUCUGGAUCCGCUGCAAUGGAGUCAGAUCAUGAUACCGCUGAAGUAGAGGCUGCUUUAGCGGUAGUUGCUGCUGCCCAUAAUAGUAGUAAUAAUCACAAUCUUAAUGUAUCGUGUAACAACAACACUUGUCCUAGCGAAAUCUUAAACACCCCCUUACACUGUAUUUAGGCCUAAACCAGCACUUUAGCAUAAAACGUUAAAAGGGUUUUAAUAUUAAUUUAUAAAAUCUUAAGAAUUUUGAGGGCAUUUUUUUUUUUGGAAAUAUCUAAAACAGAUGUGUACUUUCUGUAAAUAGUUGUUUUAGUAUGUGAUCAUCAGUUGAAUAUUGCACGUGUUGUCUUUUGUGAUUGUAUAUUCCAACUGUUGUUAAAGCAUGCUAAAGCCCUUUCCUUUCCCCCUUCCUUAAAAAUGAUAACACAUCGUAUUACUAACUAGCAAAUACUAUAUAUAAAAAAACUCCCUCAAAAUCCUUAUCUAAGUAAAAAUUUUUAUGUUUUUUUAUUUUAUUGUUUUUUGUUUUCAGUUUUUUUUUCGUUUAUUAUUAUUUUUAAUUUAAUUAAUAGUAUUAAGCUGAAAUAUGUUUAAAUCCUAAAAUAAGUUAGAUUUUAAACAAUAAAAUCUAUAACAAAUUCUAGAAAAUAUGUAUGUAUAAUGAAAAGUUAAAAAAAAUCAUUGCCUUAAAUAAGCUUAAUUAAUUAAAAAUAAAACAAAAUAUCUAUAGCCGUCCUAAUAAAACAAAUACACAUUUAAAAUAUACUAUAUGGAAGAAAUAAUUUAAGUUAUCACCUUUUUAAAACAUUCCCUUUUGUAAAUCUAUAUGCUUUUUCCAGUUCCUGUGCAAUUUUUUCCCCUUAAUUCUUUCUCCUUAACUUUUCAUACUUUUUUUCCUUGUAAAUAUUUGAAUUUUUUUCUUUCUUACACUGUUUAAAUUUAUAUAGAAUUUUAACGUUUAUUACUUAUUAAAUAAUAAGAAAAAACUUAAUAGUUUAGUAAAAACAAUUUAAAAAUAAAUUAAAUAUUUUAUAUAAUUUUCCUACGUACAAAAAUACCCACACACACACACAAACUACUACUUAUUAAAAUAAUUAUUUUUAAAUUGUUUAUCAUUGUGGAAAUUUAAACAAUUUAUCUUUGGAAAAAUCUUAAUUUAGUGUAAUUAAUAAAAAUCAAAAUUUGUUUACUAGCUAUGUACUAUUUAUGUAUAAAAAAAUAAUUAAUUUUAAGUAAAUAUGCUAAAAAACAAAUCACAAUGUAAAUUUUCUAAUAAAUUCACAAAAUUAAUAAAUUAAUUGACAAAUU
This is a messenger RNA of Lucilia sericata (common green bottle fly), 3518 nucleotides long. It is a transcript of the gene cad, whose product is annotated as homeotic protein caudal. NCBI's taxonomy places the organism in Eukaryota, Metazoa, Arthropoda, Insecta, Diptera, Calliphoridae. Gene Ontology annotation, biological process: cell differentiation; animal organ morphogenesis; regulation of transcription by RNA polymerase II. Bases 903 to 2099 code for a protein of 398 amino acids. The record is from RefSeq and is a predicted model, not a curated record. Gene Ontology annotation, cellular component: nucleus. Gene Ontology annotation, molecular function: DNA-binding transcription factor activity, RNA polymerase II-specific; RNA polymerase II transcription regulatory region sequence-specific DNA binding. The transcript is spliced from 2 exons.